Manduca sexta (tobacco hornworm) is the source of this 3796-nucleotide messenger RNA. RefSeq names its product innexin shaking-B. Gene Ontology annotation, cellular component: plasma membrane; gap junction. Lineage: Eukaryota; Metazoa; Arthropoda; Insecta; Lepidoptera; Sphingidae. The record is from RefSeq and is a predicted model, not a curated record. The transcript has 5 exons. Bases 775 to 1896 code for a protein of 373 amino acids. Gene Ontology annotation, molecular function: gap junction channel activity.
GCCGGCGGCGGCUGGCGAGUGUCGGCGUCGGUCAGUCAGUAGACGCGACCGCUGAACCGCGGCCGGCCGCGCGCUCGCUCCGCCGCUCGUUGGCACAACUUCUGUGCGAGUUGCGAACUUUGCGAGUGCAAGUGACGGCGGAGGAGAGCGGCGAGCUGCCCGCACGCGACGCUUCGGUGACAGUGUGUGCGACGUGGAUGCCGCCCUGUGCUGGCUCAGUUCCGCCGCUAAUCGUGCCGUGUACCGUGUUUCAAAAAUAAAUCGUUGCCGAUCCGAAACCGGAGCACCACGAAGGUUAAUGACAAAAUAAAAAGCAUGCAUUAAAUUGUGCGGCUUAAAAACCGUUCGCCACCGCGGCAUCGCCGCUGGGGCACUGUUCCGCGGACACUGUUGCAAAACGCGCUGGUGCUUCGGACUCGGACCGACGCGUGAACUCAUAAAUCGAACGAAAACAUCUGACCUGAUGAUCUAGUUUAUAUAAUUUUUAGAACAUUAACAAGUUGCGCCGCGCCUGCACGACCAGAGACACCGACAUGCCCACCACCAUCCCGCGGUGAAUGCGCCAUACAAUGAAACGUAGAAAACAUGAGCCAAGCCCUAUCGCUGCUCAAAUACAUAAAAAUACCAAAAAAGUGACGCCCACGUGAGCGACCGACGACUGCCAACAAAGUGCCUUAAUACAUCGAAUAAUCACAUAGAUGGUGCUCGCAAACAAUAAAUGAUGUUAGUGAAAAAUAAAGAACAUUACCCGAACAAUAACAUCAAUCGUUUACAAUGUUAGACGUUUUUCGUGGUUUAAAGAAUCUUAUAAAAGUGAACUAUGUGCAUAUUGAUUCGCCGGUGUUCCGCUUGCACUACUCUAUAACGGUGAUCCUGCUGAUCUCGUUCAGCCUCAUAGUGACGACGCGCCAGUACGUGGGCAACCCGAUAGACUGUGUGCACACCAAGGAUAUCCCGGAGGACGUGCUCAACACCUACUGCUGGAUCCACUCCACGUACACGCUCAAGAGCUUCUUCAACAAGAAAGUGGGCGUGGAGGUGCCGUACCCCGGCAUCGGCAACAGCAGGGAGAAGGGCAAGGAAGAUAUGAGCGACAGGAAGAUAUACAAGUAUUACCAAUGGGUGUGCUUUUGCCUAUUUUUUCAGGCAAUGCUGUUCUACGCGCCUCGCUGGCUGUGGAAGUCGUGGGAGGGCGGCAAGAUCCGCGCGCUCAUGAUGGACCUCGACGUCGGCGUGUGCACCGAGAUCGAGAAGAAGACCAAGAAGAAACUGAUCCUCGACUACCUGUGGGAGAACCUGCGGUACCACAAUUGGUGGGCGUACCGCUACUACCUCUGCGAGGGACUCGCUCUUGUCAAUGUUAUAGGGCAAAUGUUCCUGAUGAACCGGUUCUUCGACGGAGAGUUCAUGACCUUCGGGCUGGACGUCAUCGAGUACAUGGAGUCCGAUCAGGAGGAUCGCGUGGAUCCCAUGAUAUAUAUAUUCCCAAGAAUGGUGAAGUGCACGCUGUUCAACAAGUUCGGCUCGUCGGGCGAGGUGGAGCGGCACGACGCGCUCUGCAUCCUGCCGCUCAACGUGGUCAACGAGAAAAUCUAUGUUUUCCUCUGGUUCUGGUUCGUCAUCCUCGGCCUACUCACUUUCAUCACCCUCGUUUACCGGGUGAUCAUCAUAUUCUCGCCGCGCAUGCGCGUCUACAUGAUGCGCAUGCGCUUCCGGCUGGUGCGCCGCGACAACGUCGACACCAUAGUGCGCCGCAGCAAGAUGGGCGACUGGUAUCUUCUGUACAUCCUCGGCGAGAAUCUAGACUCGGUGAUCUUCAGGGACAUCAUGCACGAGUUCGCGAACAAGUUGAACCACAACUACCAGCACCACAUCCACGGCGUGCCGGACGCGUGACCUCCGGUGCCCGGGUGGGUGUUCCACACGUGACUGACGUCCCUGCAGCGCGACCUGGAGCCGCCCGUGUGACGCGCCCCUAGCGCGCCCCGGCUCGCACCCGUCGUGCUGCACCGGCCUGCACCGGCCGCACACCGGUCGUGCACCGGUCCCGCACCGGCCCUGCAUCGGCCACGCACCGGCCAUCUCGUGCCAGAGACUUCUUUACGACACUUUUUAAUCUAUAUGUAACAGUGCAAUUCUAAACACGCAAUAAUAGUUUGUAUGUAAUCUAUAAGAAUGUGAUCUCAGAAUCCUGUCGAAGCCUUUUGUCACAGCGGCGGCUCCGUUAGUGUACUAGUGUUCUGAUUUUUAGAAGUAUUUUGAUUCCUAGCCUCGCCGAGCGUAGUGGGCCGUUCCCGAAGCUUUGUCCUCUAUAGACGGUACCGCGGUAAGCACGUUAUGCACACAAUUUUCCAUUUUGUACACGACUCACACGCCAACAUGUCGACAGAGCAAUCGUGACGAUCGCAAUAAGCGUUGUGGUAGAAGAUGCCGGCCGCCGCAUGCAGCGUGCCACAUUGUGACGCAGCGAAGACGUUUGAGCAUCCCCAGAGCACGUAGAGUUCACGCGAGCCAAGCUGAGGCUGCUUGAAUGGUCACCCUGAUGCACAGCUCGGACUGAAUCUCCUUUAAGCGCGUACACUCCGUCAGCUCAAGGGGCGGGUUGAGGUGUUUCGACUCGGCCCGAGGCUGCCUCCAGUGGAUUCGAACUUUUGGCGUCGCGGCGCUUGUCAAUGAUAACUACAGUGACGUAACUUUUGCGUGUCAAAAGACAUUUCUACGUUAAUUGUAAUGUAUAACGAACGAAUUUUAUAUUAGAACACAAUUGUUUAACAUAGUAUCUCACUGCCAUCGUGACGCAGUCGGGCGGCUGUCUCCUACUGUUUGGUUUAUGUCCGCAUCUGUGUUUAUAUACUGAUUGACGCGAUUUUCGUAAUAUUUUUAGAGUUUUAUAAACUAUUCAAUCUAUUGUUUCUAUUAAUUCAGCUUUACAUUUUUAGAUAGAUAUUUCUUUUAGAAUCAAUUUUAUAUUUUUUAUUUAUUUCUCGCGUAGGAAGCGACUCGUGCAAACGUUCCUUGUAAUGUUUGUUUUGUAAAAAAUUUUGCAAAAUUGUUUUAUCAUCGAUGAUGGGAGUUAGUUGUGCCUAAUUUGUUACCUCGUAGACGGAAUGUAUUGUUACAAAAAUUGUUGUGUUCGUAUGAUUAUUAGUAGAUUAAUGACUCUUGAACCAAAAUGAGUGAACUAUAAUAUUUGAGAGUGAGUCUUUUUUAAUAUUAAAUAUAAUAGGGUUUGGAGGCAAUGACUUUUGGUUUGAGGUGUCAAGUAUUGUAUAUGUAAAAAGGUCAUGUUAAGGAAUUAAUCAACGCUGUUUGGAUCGUUUGCGUGUGUUGUUCUGUCACAAUAUUUAUCUAGAAUUCUGCCUUUUCUGGAGUUAUUCUGCUACUCUCAACUUGUUUAUUUAUUUCUGAUGACAAUUUAUUUUUUAUGCGUUCACAUAAAAUAUGGAUAAUUUUAAAGAAGUUUAUUUAACAAAAUAUAUAAUAAUAUCGAAGCUAAGGUCAACAAUCAAAUGCCAAUUUGUAACAAUAAGUAUUUUUAACACCGGUUUAGAAAUAGAAGCUAAAAAAUAAUCAUUUAUUCUUUUUUGAGUUCAGUUUUGGUAUUUUGACAGAACACGCACCAAUAAAUGUUAAUUUUUGAACAAAAUGUGUUAAGCAAUAGAAUGGGAUAUCAGUAUUGUAUUUAUUAAUCUAAAGCCAAAUAUUGUGCCAAAAAUAAUUCACAAUAGCGAAGGAAGGUGUUAAGCGAAAAUGGAAGUUACCAUGGGAGAUAUCGAAUAAAUAAUAUAAAAAACUA